This is a messenger RNA of Eremomyces bilateralis CBS 781.70, 1438 nucleotides long. RefSeq lists its product as uncharacterized. Bases 416 to 1219 code for a protein of 267 amino acids. NCBI's taxonomy places the organism in Eukaryota, Fungi, Ascomycota, Dothideomycetes, Eremomycetales, Eremomycetaceae. The transcript has a single exon. The record is from RefSeq and is a predicted model, not a curated record.
AGGGACAUACAACAAGGUGUCAAUGUUAUGGACAGCAUCUUCGAGAAUGCACUAAUGACAAUCAUCGCUACUAAUGAGCCCGACGCAGACUCGGGCCUCCCCGGCGUGGACGGCUAUAAUCGCUUCCACAGGCAGCUUCUUGAGGUUAUCGACAAUAUCGCAUUUGUUGUCCACCCUAUGUUAGAUGUGCUCUUGUCAUCUUCUACUUAUUCCAAGCGGGCUUGGACGUAUGUUGCCUAUGAACUGUUUAGGCCUACAUCCGUCAAUUGCUUACUUAUACUAGGUUUCAAGAAGACAUGUUUCCCGUCGAGCGCUUGUUUUCAUCAACAACCAAUGGGUUUUUCGCUGUCAAAAUUCCAUCCUGUCUGAAGACUUGCUCCAUGCGUUCCCACGACAUCCUUUUUUGAAACAGCUAAUGACAAUAUGGGAGGCCCCAAGGCGACAAUUUCAACGCCUGAUAUGUGAUUACACAUCUCGCGCAUUGACAAAUCAAGCCGAUGCUUUAAAUGCCAUUGCUGGCCUCUCGAGACGAACCCUACCAGAUCUUCUGGGGGAUUUAGUCGAAGGGUUGCCAAGCCAGGAUAUAGACCUUUUCAUUACUUUCACUUCGGCUAUGUCUCCGCUUCGUCGCCGUGCUGGAUUUCCAAGUUAUUCUUGGGCUGGCUGGAUAGGUCGCAUAUCCUAUUAUCGUCUCCGAUCUAAGCUAUUUGACGGGAGCAAUGAUACAGGACGAUCGUGGAUUAAAUGGUAUCAGAGAUAUUCGACCGAUCGGGCUGACCCUCUAUGGAAUGUCGGAAAGCCGGAUGUUGGGCCGUGUGAUGACUCUUUAGCCUACUUGGAACAACAGGUGCCUACCUCAGAAAGGGAUUCACGGCAAUCUACCCCAACCGCUUGGAAUCGCCUUGGAAUCAGCGAGUAUCGUCGUCCAUAUACCAUGUUGCAGUUCUGGACAUAUGCCAUACAUCUGCGGCUAGGAGAGUUUGACGUGUUCAGUGCAAUGGCAACCAUCCUAGAUGGUCAAGGUGCGGAUUGUGGUACGGUCAGCAUGGACGAAUUUGAAGAAGACGAUUUUUUCAUAAUCGGCUCGGUAUAUGAAUUCAUUUUGCUGUCGCCGUUCAAGCCGCUUCAUUACUCGGCGGGGGACCGCAAUCAAGUCGGAGCAGAAUCCGAUCAAUUCUUCGUUCUACUUCUUCAGCCGAAAGGUGGGGUUUCAGAAUGACGCGGGUUGGGGUCUGUAAAUCUGGAAGCAGUGGGCAGGUCUUUUUCUCCUGGUCCAAUGUGGAAGGAGAUUGUUCUGGCUUGAUCCUCGGGUCUCACAAGUGUUCGCAUUCGCCGUCAUCGAAAUUCGACGGUUGACGACCUCGCGAUUCCAGACAUUCACAUCUGUUUCUCACAGUGGAAAGCUUGCUCCUGCUUCCGAUAUCGUAAUAUUCGUUUG